Molecule: messenger RNA, 3034 nt
Organism: Leptomonas pyrrhocoris
Lineage: Eukaryota; Euglenozoa; Kinetoplastea; Trypanosomatida; Trypanosomatidae
Exons: 1
Coding region: 815-3034 (739 amino acids)
Biological process (GO): intracellular sterol transport
Cellular component (GO): plasma membrane; endoplasmic reticulum membrane; endoplasmic reticulum-plasma membrane contact site
Molecular function (GO): sterol transfer activity; sterol binding
Source: RefSeq, a predicted model, not a curated record
GCAGUGCCUUUUCUUUUGUAUGGGUUUCCUGUGCCGCUCAAACACGCACGGGCACACACACGCACACACCUGUGAAUUCUUCGUUUGUGGAAGCUGACCCACGUUGCGUGAUUCUUCGAAGGCAAAGCGCAGAAACCGUCUCAUCAUAGUGCAAAGCAGCUGUUACCAACCGCGCGAGAGAUACGCGGUUCACCUCGCCCCUCUCUCAAAAUUAGUACGAUCUCGGCCGAAUGAACAGGGAGUUGACACUCGCACACCCGCACACACACACACACAGAAAGAAGGAGGAGACGUACAACUCUGGGCUCAAAUUCGGCCAAUAAAACACACAACAUUUUUCACAAGCACCGAAGGCUCUUCUCUUUUUCUUGUCGGUGGCUUCGUUUGUUUUGUUGCCGCAAAUUCUUGGAAAAACGACAAGCUUUGGGAACGGCGGAGACAGCUAAUUACACCACGAGGGCAGCUCGUCCGGAAACGUUGAAUAGUCUUGUCGCACCCUGCUCUUGUUUUUUCCCCCUUUUUUACGUGUUUGCUGUACAUUGAUAAAGAAACACCUCUCUCUCUCUCUUAUAAGAAUCUCCUUCUACGGUAUUUCUUUGUUUGCGUUUUCCUUAGCUCUUUUUGCCGUGUCGUAUUUGUUUUUUUUUCUUUGAAAAGCCUUCUUUCGCGGCGGUUGACGCGUUCGUCUAUAUUAACAACGCACCACGGGAACGCACGCCUCGGUGCGUUUUUCUCUGUUCUUCUCUUUUUCUUUUCUGUCCUCUUUCCUCUGUUGUAUAGCUGCCAAGCCGAUCUGGCUGUUUUGACGGCUGCGAUGAGCAAGACAAACCCAAGUCCUGCGGUGAUCCAAAAAAGCUUUGUUCAGCAGGUGCAAAGCAUCGCCGCCCACACUCGCGGCAUCAGUGAUGAACUCUCCAAGAUGUCCAACGAGCUGAGGGAUGGCGUUCAACUCAGCACCGAACCCACCGCGGAGCUGCUCGGCGCGGCGAAUCUGCUCAGCGCCGUCACCCUCCACGCCAGCGCAUCCUUGUCAGACUGUCUGAAGGACUUAGUGAGCAUGGGGGAGGCCAUGACACCGGUGCUAGAAACCAGCGUCGAGGCCGCUCCAGCGCUGCUGCUGAACUUCUUUAGCACCUUCGUCACUCAAAUGAACUCCUUUUACGCAGAAAUGAACGCGGGGUGGUCGACAGGCUUGCAGGGCUUUGUGCGGGGUAAGGCUGCCUUCUACCGCGAGUCCGCCCCCGCCACCCCGCGACCAGCCGUCUCACCGACUGCCGGCGUGGCACCGAAAGCGUCGACGAGUUCACUCGCCGUCUCCCCACCGCCGCCGCCACCGUUAACGCCAGAGACGGCGAACAACCACCUCAACGAUCUCACCGGGCCGACUACCCGCACCGGUCAGCACAAAAAGCAAAGCUUGUUGGGCGACGGUGGCGUUCGACGCGAGGACGGGGGAGGCGACGCAGCUGGGUCAAAGAAGAAGCCCGGCAAGAAAAAGGCCGCCGCUGCCGCCGCCGCACUCGUCCCUUCAAUAGCGGUGGUGUCAAACAGCGGCUCCCCGCUGCAGGAAAACGCGGAGUCUUCGGUGUCCGCCGGGCAGUCGGGGAGCGACCCCUACAGCGUCUCCAGCCGGUAUAGCACAGAAGACACGAUGGCGGCGCUGGCGGCGGCGGCCGAGUCCGGCGCACAAACCGCCGCGCCAAAGCGAACGCAGAGGAAUACGCCGAGUCCGGCGACGACGCCAGCGGAUACGGCGCCGCAGCUGACGGCAGAGGAGCUCGACGCCUUAGCGCAGUCCGAGCCGCCGUAUCUCACGGUGACAUCCACCGUGGAGGCGGCUCUCGGCUCCGUCGUGCUUGGCUCCCGCCCCAACGUUUUUAGUCAAAUCGCGUCCUUCUCCUUUGACGAGCCGGUGUCGACCUACUACAUCCGACUUGCCCGCCCCGGCAGCCUUGCUCACUUCAUCUUCAAGUGCUACUUGCGCGCGGAUGAGGAGACGCAGGCGGACUUUCUGUGCGACGUGCUCGAGACGGACUGCGCGGAGGUCGACCCGUUCACCUCGCCGAACGGGGAGGUGAACGGAUCGAGUGCGGCAAAUUUGUCCGACCUGCCGCCCUGCGCGUGGAGCAUCGGCAGCAGCGAGGACAACGAGCGACGGCUCUACACGAUGUACGCCCUCAUGCGUCAGCCGCCGCGGCUCGGCCCCACCGCCAUCAUCCACGACUCUCUCAACAUGGACGGGGUGCGGGAUGAGGUGGUGCACAUGAUUACCCUCGUCGACACUGUACCGCAGUACGCGAAGGUGACGUGCGUCGUGCACUCCGACGUGCGCAGCAUCGAGGUUCCCACGCAGAAGCAGGCCGCCAUCCUCAGCUUCUCGCGCAGCGGCUUUGCGCAGCAGGGCUUUCCAGAGGUGUCCGAGGCGGAGGUGAAGGCAGCGCUGUCACGCGUGAAGCCGUCCCGUGCGCCCGCCGUGGAGCUUUACAAAGGGCGUGACCGCACCAUCUCGACCACCUUUCAGCCGCCGGUGCAGCUCGCUUCGCUGGACCAGCCGGCGGAGAACAGCGGGAUUUCGUUUGGUGGUGUGGCCCGCGGGGCCAUGCAGGGCGGCAUGGAGGUGUUGAUGGCGCCCUUCACGGCUGGUCGUGCUGUGGGCGGCGCGUUGAUGGACCUCACGGGCGUGACCGAGGCGGUGCGCAACAACAUCGAGGGCCUCUUUCGCAGGUCGUUUCCCGAGCUGGCGGCCGAGACGGUGGUGGAGGGCUACAACUGUGCCUGGAUGAAGACGUCGAUGCCGACGCCCGGCUACGUCUUCAUCACCACGCACUGGCUGUGCUUCCAGAGCACCGUCUCCGCUGCCAAGUUCUCGAUCGAGUACGAUGAAAUCAAAGAUGUUGUGAAGUCCAAGUCGGUCAAAAUGUUCGAAAACGCACUAGAGAUCAAGACGCACUUGAAUGAGACGAUUUCCCUGACCAGCUUUUUGCAGCGGGAUCAGGCGUACAACGCGCUCAUGAAGGAGUGGCUGAAGUCGUAA